Messenger RNA from Erinaceus europaeus (western European hedgehog), 861 nucleotides. RefSeq names its product histone H2A type 1-C. The record is from RefSeq and is a predicted model, not a curated record. Bases 67 to 459 code for a protein of 130 amino acids. The transcript has a single exon. Gene Ontology annotation, cellular component: nucleosome. NCBI's taxonomy places the organism in Eukaryota, Metazoa, Chordata, Mammalia, Eulipotyphla, Erinaceidae. Gene Ontology annotation, molecular function: DNA binding; protein heterodimerization activity; structural constituent of chromatin.
ACGCGUUGAUUUGGUUUGGGAGUUGGCAUAUAUUUGUGUUCUUUCAUCUACUUAUUGAACUUCAUAAUGUCUGGGCGUGGCAAGCAGGGAGGAAAAGCCCGUGCGAAAGCAAAAUCGCGUUCUUCUCGGGCUGGUCUGCAGUUCCCUGUCGGCCGAGUGCACCGACUUCUCCGCAAAGGCAACUAUGCAGAGCGGGUUGGGGCUGGGGCUCCAGUGUACCUGGCGGCGGUGCUGGAGUACCUGACGGCCGAGAUCCUGGAGCUGGCGGGCAACGCGGCCCGCGACAACAAGAAGACCCGCAUCAUCCCGCGCCAUCUGCAGCUGGCCAUCCGCAAUGACGAGGAGCUCAACAAGCUGCUGGGCCGAGUAACCAUUGCGCAGGGUGGUGUCUUACCCAAUAUUCAGGCCGUAUUACUGCCUAAGAAGACCGAGAGCCACCAUAAGGCUAAAGGCAAAUGAUUCCACAGGCUUCUGAGUUUCCGGAAAUGGCUUUAAGACCCAAAGGCUCUUUUCAGAGCCCCUCCACCACCUCUGAAAAGAGCUAGUACCACAUUUCGAAAGGGUAAAUUAGGUUUUGAACCAGGAUAGAGUAAUAUCAAAACCUCAGAUUAUCAAGAGACUUGGGAUGUUUUUAAAUUUUUUUUUUUUGGGGGGGGGUUGAGAGGCGAGUAAAGGCAGUUAAUAGGAAGCGGCAGAUAAGUUUAUAGUCGAUAUUUACAAAUACUUGUUUUGGCUAAAUGUAGAUGUGCCAAUUGAAAUAACAAAAAAAUACCUCAGAGGUUGGUUUCCUGACUUAGUAUGACGAACUCUUAAUUGCAGUUCAUUAAUACUUGAAAUUCGGCCCACUCUAGUUUUGACAAC